AUGACGGGCAUCUCGUCGAGCCACGGCCCCCCCGCCAGCACCGAACCAACACCCCGUCCAGAAUUGGAGGUGCAACUGGUCGAGUCUCUCGGAGGCCUCGGGAGCGAUGUACAGGAGCGCGCCAACUCCCUUGGCCCAGACGUAUCGCAGCAGGCCCUCUCUCAACCCCGCCAACCAACCCCGCCAAUCCCUCCAACGCCGCUCCCCGACAUGGGUCACCCUGCCAUUAUUGCCCACUCGCUCGCCAUCGGUGCCAUCCUUGAUUCAAGAGGAGAGCGAGGUAGAUGA
Apiotrichum porosum is the source of this 288-nucleotide messenger RNA. RefSeq lists its product as uncharacterized. The coding region runs from base 1 to 288 and encodes 95 amino acids. NCBI's taxonomy places the organism in Eukaryota, Fungi, Basidiomycota, Tremellomycetes, Trichosporonales, Trichosporonaceae. The transcript has a single exon. The record is from RefSeq and is a predicted model, not a curated record.